AUGGUCAAAUCUAACUGCGCCAAAACUCUACCUUAUUUUUUCCCACAGAUCUCUGUCGCUGCCCGAGGCACAUGCUCGGGAUUUACACGGAGAGAAGGAAGAAAAAACCUAGAACCCGAGGGACCUUUACAGCAGCUGCGGGCAAGAGCUGCCACACAUGUCGGCAGACGCAUGGGACCACCGCCCACCCGCCGGCCUCCGGCCACACCGCGCUUGGCGGCCGGCGUCGCGCCGCUCCCGCCGGGCGCUCGGCAGCCGUUACCCCGCGCAACGGCCGCCAGCACCGGGGCCGCGCGCAGCGGGGGAGAAGGCGGUGGCCGCUGGGCAUCCGACCCCGACCGCCUGGCGCCGGAGCUGGGGCGGGAGAGGCGAAAGAAGCAAAUGCUUGAAAUCUCAAUAUUUGAACUGAGAAACACUGUAAUGGAACUGGAGAAAAGACUUAGCAGUGUUGAAGAUGAAGGUAAUGAGUGGAAAACCAGAUAUGAGACACAAAUAGAAUUGAACAAACAGCUGGAAAGGCAAAUUAGUAUUCUUCAAGACAAGAUGGCGCUUAUAUGUGGAAAUCCAGCAAGUAAAUUGUCCACUGUUCCCACCCUUGAUCAAACGUCUGUGGAUUCCUUAAAGGAGGUUCUCAGACAACUAGAAGAAGAGAAGUCUUCGAAUCAAAUAAAAGACUAUGAACUUGGACUGGAACAGGAAGCAAAAGCUUACCACGAAGCUAAUGAUGAGCAGCACAGGUACCUCUGCGAAAUCUUACAGACCUCAGCUACACUUAAAAUUGUUGGAAGGCAAAAACCAGAUGCUCUGACAGGCAAGGGAAGAAACCAGAUACUGAGAGGGAGGUACAGUGUCCCAGGAAACCCAGAGAUGAUUAAUCCUCAGAAACAAUCAAUUAAAAAGACUGUAGGAAUGAAGAAGCUUCCAAAACUAAAGCACUGA
This is a messenger RNA of Colius striatus (speckled mousebird), 939 nucleotides long. RefSeq names its product coiled-coil domain containing 169 (gene CCDC169). The record is from RefSeq and is a predicted model, not a curated record. NCBI's taxonomy places the organism in Eukaryota, Metazoa, Chordata, Aves, Coliiformes, Coliidae.